Cyprinodon variegatus (sheepshead minnow) is the source of this 1087-nucleotide messenger RNA. Its product is annotated as nesprin-1-like. Lineage: Eukaryota; Metazoa; Chordata; Actinopteri; Cyprinodontiformes; Cyprinodontidae. The record is from RefSeq and is a predicted model, not a curated record. The transcript has 6 exons. Gene Ontology annotation, molecular function: protein binding. The annotation marks the transcript as partial.
CCAUUAAAAUGCAUUAUAGUUUGUGGUCAUAACGUCAUAACAUGUGAAAAGGUUCAAUGUGCAAGAAAACGUUUGUAAAUGUCUAUACUAAUAUGGAUUAUGGCCACUAAAGGUAUGUCUGUCAUUGGCUUCUCAGGCCGUCUGCUAUUUAGAUGAGUAUAAUGAGAUGCUGGACUUCAUCGUGAGGUGGUCAGAGAAGGCUAAAAGCCUGGUGAGAGCAAACAUCAUCUGGAACAGCUCCGUUCACCUGCAGGAGCAAAUACGGAUGUAUCAGGCUGUCUUCCGUGAGUCUAGAGAGCUCCACAGCGACCUGGAGUCUAUGGCAGAGAAAGUGGACCUUCUGUCUGAGGUGCUGCAGGUGGAGUCCAUGAGCCAGGAGGUCUGUGAACUCAGCAGACACACAGAUGAGCUUCAACAAAGCAUAAAGACUCGACUGCAGAGCCUCCAAGAUGCACACAAGAGCAUGGAAGCACUGGAGUUUGAAGUCAAGGCCCUACACGUUGCUCUGGAGCAGGUCCAAGCCACGUUGACGUCACCAGAGUUAGCACGACAGAGCCUCAAAGAACAACUCACUCAAAGACAGCGUUUACUAGCUGAUAUGGAGAGCUUCAAGCAGCAGGUGCAGGCAGUACAGCUGUGCCAGAGUGCCCUCCUGGUCCCGGAGGAGGUCAUGCCCAACCUCGCCAUCUGUCGCACGGCUCUUCGUCUGCAGCAAGAAGCAAGUCAUUUGCAGCAUGUGGCGAUACAACAGUGCAACAUACUACAGGAGGCAGUGGUUCAAUAUGAGCAAUAUGAACAAGAGGUGAGAGAUUUGCAGGGACUGAUAGAGGAAGCACAUCGGGUCAUUCAGGAGCGACCCAUCCCCUCUAGUAACAUUCAGGAGCUGCAAGCCCAGAUUUUGCACCAUGAGGAACUUGCUCAGAGGAUUAAAGGCUAUCAGGAGCAAAUUGCUUCACUGAAUUCAAAGUGCAAAAUGUUGGCAGUGAAGGCCAAGCAUGCCACCAUGCUGCUAACUGUCAGUGAUGUAGAAGGACUUCCUGAGGGGCUGGAGGAAAUGGAUGAAGAAAAGACCAGGAAAUCUGUCAUU